CAACAACAAAAACAAUCAACAAUCGUAAAGUUUUGGGUGGCGAGCGCUUCGACCUGUUUUAAUUAUGUAUACGCAACGUAUGUUUGACAUGUGGAGCAGCGUCACUUCAAAACUGGAAGCACACGCCAAUAACCUGGGUCAAAGCAACGUCCAAUCGCCUGCGGCACAAAACAAUUCAAGCGGUUCAAUCAAAGCUCAAAUUGAAAUAAUUCCAUGCAAAGUCUGUGGCGAUAAAUCAUCGGGCGUGCAUUACGGCGUUAUCACCUGUGAGGGCUGCAAGGGUUUCUUCCGGAGAUCGCAGAGCUCCGUGGUUAACUAUCAGUGUCCGCGCAACAAGCAAUGCGUGGUGGAUCGGGUGAAUCGGAAUCGCUGUCAAUACUGUAGACUGCAAAAGUGCCUAAAAUUGGGGAUGAGUCGUGAUGCUGUAAAAUUCGGCAGAAUGUCCAAGAAGCAGCGCGAGAAAGUCGAGGAUGAGGUGCGUUUCCAUCGCGCUCAGAUGCGUGCCCAGAGCGAUGCGGCACCGGAUAGUUCCGUAUACGAUACACAGACGCCCUCGAGCAGCGAUCAGCUGCAGCACACUAACUACAACAGCUACAGCGGCGGCUACUCAAGCAACGAGGUCGGCUACGGCAGUCCCUACGGCUACUCGGCAUCGGUGACGCCCCAGCAGACCAUGCAAUAUGAUAUAUCGGCCGACUAUGUCGACAGCACCACAUACGAGCCGCGCAGUACAAUGAUCGAUCCCGAAUUUAUUAGUCAUGCGGAUGGCGAUAUCAACGAUGUGCUGAUCAAAACCCUGGCCGAGGCGCAUGCAAACACAAAUACCAAACUGGAAUCUGUGAAUGACAUGUUCCGAAAGCCUCAGGAUCUAUCACGUAUACUCUAUUACAAAAACCUGGGUCAGGAGGAGCUCUGGCUGGAUUGCGCCGAGAAGCUGACACAAAUGAUACAGAAUAUAAUCGAAUUUGCAAAGCUAAUACCGGGUUUUAUGCGCCUCAGUCAGGAUGAUCAGAUAUUGUUGCUGAAGACGGGCUCAUUUGAGCUGGCGAUUGUUCGCAUGUCCAGAUUGCUAGAUCUCUCACAGAAUGCUGUGCUGUAUGGCGAUGUGAUGCUGCCACAGGAGGCAUUCUACACAUCCGACUCGGAUGAGAUGCGUCUGGUGUCGCGCAUUUUCCAAACGGCUAAAUCCAUAGCCGAACUUAAACUGACUGAAACCGAACUGGCGCUUUACCAGAGUCUAGUGCUGCUCUGGCCAGAACGCAAUGGAGUGCGCGGCAAUACGGAAAUACAGAGGCUUUUUAAUCUGAGCAUGAAUGCAAUACGGCAGGAGCUGGAAACGAAUCAUGCGCCGCUCAAGGGCGAUGUGACCGUGCUGGACACGCUCCUCAAUAACAUACCCAAUUUCCGCGAUAUUUCGAUUUUGCACAUGGAAGCGUUGAGUAAAUUUAAGCAACAGCAUCCGACUGUUGUAUUCCCAGCGCUAUACAAGGAGCUAUUCUCAAUAGAUUCACAACAGGAUCUUACAUAACCAGAGCCGCAAUUCAUGGAUACUUCAACCGGCUCUGUCGCAGAUGUUGCUGCCGGCUGUCCGCUGGAGAUACUUGCAACAGCAACAGCAACAGCAACAGCAACGGCACCGGCAACGGCAACUGCAGCAACGCCCGAGCAGCAGCUGCAGCUGGAGGACUGAAAGCGGCAACAACAAUAACAAUAACAACAACAUCAGCAACAAUAAUAAGCAACAAACAACAGA
Drosophila grimshawi is the source of this 1753-nucleotide messenger RNA. RefSeq names its product probable nuclear hormone receptor HR3 (gene Hr3). The coding region runs from base 65 to 1528 and encodes 487 amino acids. Gene Ontology annotation, biological process: regulation of transcription by RNA polymerase II. The transcript is spliced from 9 exons. The record is from RefSeq and is a predicted model, not a curated record. Gene Ontology annotation, cellular component: nucleus. Gene Ontology annotation, molecular function: nuclear receptor activity; zinc ion binding; RNA polymerase II cis-regulatory region sequence-specific DNA binding. Lineage: Eukaryota; Metazoa; Arthropoda; Insecta; Diptera; Drosophilidae.